AUGGCCAUCGAGGCUGGAUCCCAGAGCAGCCCCCCUGACGAUGCUGGGGACAAAACACCAGAGACGGAGAGGCUGCCUUCGGGAGACGGCGAUUUCUCACACAAGACCGGCUCCCUCGUCCGAGACUCGGCCGCCAAGUUCGCCAAGCAGUCCGAGAAGCUCUCGCAUCUGACGCAUACCGACAGCGGCGACAGCGGCGCCAGUGCCGCCGUCGAGGCCCGUUUCGUCACGCCGCACGAUCCCGUCGUCGUCACGGCCGAUGGGAACCGCCUGCCCGCCGUGCCUCUCCUCGAGGCCCACAAGCUCAACGUCCUCAAGGAGGCGCUCGAGGAGACGCAGCACGCCCGGGACGACGACGGCUCCUCCCCCGAGCUCGCGAGCGGCGCCUCGGUAGAAGCGGCCGGUGGCGAGCAGCAGCCGGGCCAGAGCUCGGCGAAGCUCGACAAGGCGCUCCGGGACGUCAAUGGCAAUGCUAUACAGAAGUCGGGCGAGGGCUCGCUGCGCCGGUCGAUGCCCCCGUCGCACACGAACCCGCUGUUCCCCCCGCUACCCCUGUACGGGCCCCCGUCUUUUUGGCGCAACGUCCAGUGCACCACCUUCCGCGUCACGUCCUUCUUCCUCAGCCUCGCCUUCCUCGGCGUCAUCGUCCUGGGCGCCCUGUUCACUAGCAUCCCGCCGGUAUGCGGUCGCAUCGUCAAGAGGCUCAUGCUGCGCGAUCCGGACGCGAAGCGGGUCUUUUACGAGGAGGAAAAAAGGCGCGCGGUGGCACGCCGGGAAGAGAUGCGCAACUGGAGGCGACGCCGCGGGGCUCGCGACACGUCGGGCGAGAAGGAAAACGUCGGCGUCGGAUACGUGCCCACCGAGGGCGGUCCCGACCCCAUCAAGUGCGACGUGGCGUACUACGCGCGUCGUGUCGGACUUGACAUUGAGGAGUUUCAGGUCCAGACGGAGGACGGGUUCAUCAUCGACCUCUGGCAUGUGUACGACCCGAGGGAGUACGAGGAGCUCCCGCCCGCCGAGCGCGAGCAGCGCGGGCCAGAGGUGUUCGCCAACAGCAAGAAGAGACUAAGGAAUCCAGACAGGCCCCGCAAGUUUCCCGUGUUGCUUAUGCACGGCCUGUUGCAGAGCUCGGGCGCGUACUGCUCCAACGACGACGACUCGCUGGCAUUUUAUCUGUGCAAAUCGGGAUAUGAUGUAUGGCUGGGCAAUAACCGCUGCGGCUUCAGCCCAAAACAUGGCCUUUUAACUUACCAAGACCCGAGGAUGUGGGCUUGGAAUAUCCGACAGAUGGGUGUCUUCGAUCUCCCCGCCUUGACUUCGCGGGUGCUGUAUGAGACAGGAUUCGAAAAGAUAGGCCUCGUCUGCCACUCGCAGGGCACAACCCAGACGUUCGUCGCGCUCGCCAAGGAGCAGCGGCCGGACCUGGGUGAGAAGCUGACGGUGUUUUGCGCCCUGGCCCCCGCGGCCUAUGCGGGCCCGCUCAUCGGCAAGAUGUACUUCAAGUUCAUGAGGGUCAUCACGCCCUCCAUGUUCCGCCUCAUGUUCGGGAUCCACGCCUUCAUCCCCCUCAUGAUGCGGAUGCACGGGCUGCUGCCGCCCCGCCUCUACGGCCACCUCGGCUACCUCGUCUUCUCGUUCCUGUUCAACUGGACCGACGAGCGCUGGGACCGGGGCCUGCGCGACCGCAUGUUCCAGUUCGCGCCCGUCUAUGUCUCGGCCGAGUCCAUGAGGUGGUGGCUGGGCCGCGAGUGCUUCGCUCGCCACAAGUGCAUCCUGGCCACCAAGGAGGAGUGGCGGGCCGAGGAGAAGGAGGACGCGGCGGCCGAGAGGGAGGGCAAGGGGGCCCGGCCGAGGAGGCGGGCCGAAACUCUCAGCCGGAGCACGGCCGGAGCCCCAUGCAGCAGUGGCCGCGCAACCUCGUUCUCGACCCCGAGGGCCCCGCCUGAGCAGCAGCCCAAGGAAGGCCCCGCCGCCGCCGCCGGCCGCCAGUCGCCGCCGCAGAGCAGCCGGCGCGGAGACGGCAGGAAGGCGCGCGGGUCGACGGCGUGGUACAACUCGCAGGCGCCCCCCUUCGCCUUGUGGGUGUGCGGGCGCGACGACCUGGUGGACGGCGCCCGGCUGCUGCGCCGGUUCGAGCGCGGCCGGGAGCCGCACGUCGACGUGGUGCACGCAAAGGUCGUGGCCGAGUACGAGCACCUCGACGUCAUCUGGGCCAUGGACGCGCCCGCCCAGGUCUUCUCGGAGCUCCGCGAGGUCCUGUGGAAGACGUGCGACGCCCGCGACCGCUGCCGCGUCCCGACGGGCUGCGAGGACGUCGCGCCCUGGUCGCCGCCCCCGCGCCGCACCGGCGGGGACGAGAACGGGGACGAGAGCGGGGACGGCGAUGAGGAGGGGGCGCACGGCGAGCGUGCAAGCUCCUCUGGUAGCAGCAGCGAGGACGUGUCUGCAUAGGUUGUGUCUUGAGUGCUUCAAGUGUCUGGGAACACACAAUUGUUUCGUCGUGUCCCUUUCCCAUUUUCUUUUUUUUUUGGCCGGGCCAAGGGUAUCAUGUGGUUAUACGGGCUCGAGUUCCCCAAGGCCCCCCAGGGUUAGACGACGGACGCACACUAAGGACAGGUAUUGUUUUUGUUUUUUUGGGGUUGCAUCUUGGGUACUAGACGAGGAGAGGACCGUGUUUGUGUUUGCACUGGUUUGCACAGGCUUAUGUUUGGUAAGACGCUGUUGCUUGCGCUGCUUCGGUUUGUCGUGUCCUCGGUGUUGCCGAAUCGUUUGCUGUGCUACGGCGCACCACAACCGUAAGGUGUACCGAGGCAUACGGUACGAAUACAUGCGUGCAUUUUCCCGUAGCCAAACUUUCCAUGUAUCCGUGGAAAGUUUCGCCCAUGAGAACGCGGUCUGUAGAAUCCCCUGCAUCAGCUGCACUGCAC
Molecule: messenger RNA, 2927 nt
Organism: Gaeumannomyces tritici R3-111a-1
Lineage: Eukaryota; Fungi; Ascomycota; Sordariomycetes; Magnaporthales; Magnaporthaceae
Product: sterol esterase 2
Exons: 4
Coding region: 1-2451 (816 amino acids)
Biological process (GO): lipid metabolic process
Source: RefSeq, a predicted model, not a curated record